GGUAUGAUAUCUGGUAUAGAGAGGAUUCUAUCAUGACAUUAUAUGGAAAAAAAUGGGUAAAACGUGAAGCAGUACCACACUUAGAAAAGCUGAAAAAAGAAAUAGAGAAUGAAUAUGAUGAAGUGACUAAACAGAAACUGGAGAGAAAAUAUAGAAAUUUCAGACAAAAGGCUGGUAAAGAACUUAAAGCAUAUAUCAUUAAAUGCCAUAAGAAUCCUCAGAACACAGGAAGAGAAGAGAAGACAGCAGUCCCAAUCAACUUCGAAGAAAAUGAAGUGAUGACACGGUUUCAAGGUGUCUGGGUCAAGAGAUCAGCCAUGACUUGGCUUGAUGCAAGUAUUAAAAAAAUGUACGUCUCAAGGAAUGGAGUAAAUGAAUCAGAGCAACUGGUAGAACCAGAAGUACAGAAGAAAAUAAAGAAGCUACUCAGGUUUGCUCACAGACAAUUAAGAAUGGAAGUAAUAAAAAAAUUAAAGGGGCAUGGGGGAGAAUAUAUUAAAUAUGAUGAGAAUUAUGGAGAAAACAAAUCUAAAACAUGCUCCCCUGAUGAAUUGGAAACUAAAGUUCUGUCUGCAUUUGAACAUAAGCCAACAGAACAUUCAAUUUAUAAUUCUUAUAAAGAAAAGGGGAAAAAACAUACUUUUGACAAUGAUUGGAAAGCAAAAAAUGCUUUUGAAAGAUUAGAUGAAGAUGUACAUAAAGGUGGGGUGACUGGAAGAAAAUUUAUCUUUGAUGAGUAUGGUGAUAUCAUUGAAAAUGCACAUACAAGGAAGAAAGAAGAUAUAAACAAAGGAAAGAUAGAUGGGGGGAAAGUUAUUUUUGAUGAGCCAAACAUGAAAGAUACAAAGAAAGGAAAAGGAAAUGACUUUCUAUGUGGAAAAAUAGGAAAUGGAAAAAAAAUUAUUUUUGAUGAUGAUGGAGUAGCUGUUGAAGAUAUACAUAAAGAAAGAAUACAUAAAAACUUUACUGAAGAGAAUGACACUUCCUGUCUGGAAAAGGCACACAUUGCCAGCCAGUGUCAAGGGCCAAAUAUGAAUUCAUCUGUAAACUUGAAACCUUUAAAGACAAAGAAGCCUUCAAAAUUCCUCAAUAUAAAAUACGAUGACAACCCAGACAUUGUGAAAUCUGAUGGAUUUUAUGUUUCAAGAAAAGGCCUAAAACGACUCAAUAAAUUGAAGGGAGAGCUGUCUGCUAAAGGGAUGCCUGAUGAAAAACUGUGCAAGAUUUUGCGGAAGGAGCGACAAAAAGAGGAACGAUUAGUAAAGAGAAAGCACAAGCUCAGGACAGAAGAAAAAGAAGAGACUGAUAAAUCAGAGUGACAAGACAGUGUUUAUUGACAUUGGCAGUCUAAUAUAACUUGGGAAAUAGCAUAUUAUAAAGGAUAUCAGAUGUAUAUGUAUCAGAAGUAAUACUGUAUUUAAACACGCCCUCUCCUCUUGCAAAUAAUCUUCCAUUCAUAUAUCAUUUAUAAUUCAUAUAUGUUGUAUAGUUAUAAAACUUAUCAAUUUAGAUAAUAAAAUCUAAAGUAAUGCCAUAA
This is a messenger RNA of Penaeus vannamei (Pacific white shrimp), 1537 nucleotides long. RefSeq lists its product as uncharacterized. The record is from RefSeq and is a predicted model, not a curated record. Lineage: Eukaryota; Metazoa; Arthropoda; Malacostraca; Decapoda; Penaeidae.